This is a messenger RNA of Fibroporia radiculosa, 981 nucleotides long. RefSeq lists its product as uncharacterized. The record is from RefSeq and is a predicted model, not a curated record. Bases 1 to 981 code for a protein of 326 amino acids. The transcript has 4 exons. Lineage: Eukaryota; Fungi; Basidiomycota; Agaricomycetes; Polyporales; Fibroporiaceae.
AUGCAUCCGCAACGUAUUUCCCCGGAAACAUAUCUAUCGCUGCGGCCCUCAUUCCCGCCUCGGUACGACGAAGGAUGGCAGCCUCGAACACCAGGAUAUUUUAUGCCACCAUACGCGCCAUUAGCCGCGCACAGUAGCUAUGUCGGUACAGCUGCGGUCGAAAUGAGGGAGAGAAAGGCAGUUUCUAAACCACUGAAUGACUGUCUGCAAUUUAGCAACCCUGACAUGUCUCUCAAUCCGAACUCACAUCGGCACGGUAGAUUUUGCGACAUCAGUCUUGGAAACGAGACUACCUUCUCGACAUCCAGUCCUCGGGCACUUAGGCCCGAAUUUUCCAUGCUUCCGCGCGCGCAUAUUGCUAGUGGAAGCGCCUUGACAGGACGACUGUACGACUCAAUGCCGUCGGCAGGUUUUUCAGGGCGUACAUCGGAUAACGAGGCAUACCCUGCACCCUGGCGGAACCGAGGAUCAGCCGCGAGUCUUGGUGACAAUGUCGGCACGGAACCAGAUUUCGCUAUACUGCAACGGGGCGUUACAGAGCUACCGCUGCCACGCACGUCCGACGCCACCGCUAGAUUCGGUCAAUUUCCCGCCAAUUGGGAACCGGUGCUUCCGCGCACCACCUCUGUCCCCCCUGCAGAGAGCAUGUGUCUCUGGCAGGGAUGCCACAUGCAACUUACUGAUACCACCGUCGCGGGUGUGCAGCACCACCUCAAUCAAUACCACGCUGUUCCCAAGGUCGUUCGCAAUUCCAAACAUCACCGUAGCCAAUGUUUGUGGAUCGACGGCGCCGUGUGCAACGCAGAGCUCGACACUGCGGGGCUUGCGAAGCACGUUGCGGCGAAGCACCUCAAGAGCCUCCGAAAGAAGUGCUCGCAAUGUCAAGUCGUAGUCGGGCGCCCGGAUUCGCUCAGGCGUCAUAUCAAAGACCAUUGUCGCAUGCGUCUGCAGCCCGGCGCUGGCAGGGUCCCAACCGUAUGA